This is a messenger RNA of Mugil cephalus (flathead mullet), 3741 nucleotides long. RefSeq names its product cardiotrophin-like cytokine factor 1 (gene clcf1). Lineage: Eukaryota; Metazoa; Chordata; Actinopteri; Mugiliformes; Mugilidae. The record is from RefSeq and is a predicted model, not a curated record. The transcript has 3 exons. Bases 310 to 1794 code for a protein of 494 amino acids.
CAGUCAGUCUGUCAUACAGACCACACACACCAAGUCAGCGGACCGUCAGAGUUAAAGCUCCAUCCUGAGGCUUCCCCAAUAAUGUCUUUAAUAUAAUCAGCCGCUCAGAGGACUGGAUCUUAACCACCUGUGGCUUCCUCUUAUCUUCUUCGGAGUUCAGCAGAUUCAAUUGAGUCGACACGUGCUGAAAAGUUUUUUUUAACAGAGCGACUCAAUCUAGAGGAGGAGGCAGAAAUCAUUAUCGGUUUAUUUCUGCUCCUGUGGGUGAACUUCUCAGAGCGCUGAACGGAAUAAAAGGAUUUGGGGAAAAUGAGAAGGUCGUGCGAAGUCUGCCGCCAUCAGCUCGUCCUGCUAUUGGCUGCUGCCAUGGCGAUGGCUGUGGAUCCUUCCCACACCCUGGCCAGUGAGAGGAGCUCAAUAGAGAGCACAUAUGAGCUGACCAAAUACCUGGAGUAUCAGCUCAAGGAAAUCAAAGACGUAUAUCUGACCUAUCUCGGGCCUCCGUUCAACGAGAAGGAUUUCUCCCCCCCGCGGCCCAACAGCACGGCCCUGACGCUGCCCAGCGCUGCUACCCGACUGGAGCUGUGGCACGGCCUGGAGAACCAGGCCCGGCUCGCCCAGAACCAGAAGGCCUACUCCGUCCUGCUGGCGGCCGUCAGGGAGCUGGCUCGGUCGACCCUCUGCCCCUCCCUCAAGACCUCCCUGCUUCACUUUUGCACGGGCCUGGAUGGACUCCUGGGCUCGAUAUCUGCGCUGAUGACCACCCUCGGUUACACGCUCCCCCCUCAGUCUGCGAAUGUGGGAAGCAACGGCGGCGAGCUGCAGUACGUGCCGAGGGGGGCGGGGGGCAACCGGCCCGCUCCGCUCAUGAGCCAGAGCUUGUACCGGUCCAGGGCCGGAACGAGGACGGAGUCCGGUCAACGAAGCAACCAAAGGAGAAGCGGGACGAAGGUGAUCAGAGGGGAGAGGGAGGACGGCGUCGGUGCGGACCUGGUGGAAAAGAGGAGGGGGAAAGAGGGGAGGAGGGCGGAGGCGACCGGGGCCGCGGGAAGAAGCGGUGGACUGAGGGAGAAGGGGAAAGGAGAAAGAGGGAGACGGGAGAAGAGGGAAGAGCCGGAGAGCGGGAAGUGGGCUGGAAAAGACGCUGACAGUGAAGAUGAGUUGACGCAAAGCGGAGGGGCGGAGAGAUGGAGGAGGAGGAGGUUGCUGAGCGUCAGCGAGGACGGAGGGGACACGGAGAGGCAGCCUGAACCCAGCGACCAGGUGUCAUACCUGGCCGUGGGCCCCUCCGGCUCCCUUCAGUACAGCUACAACCUGAACUCGCGGCACGCAGGCGACACGCUCCGAGAGGAGGACGGAUUUAUUGUGGAGAGGAUGUUGAUGGUGGAGGAGGAGAAGCAGACGGACACGGACGCUCCCUCCUCGUCCUCCUCUGUCCAUCAUCAUCAUCAGCAGCAGCAGCACCGCCGGCCUCCCCGCUCCAUCCUGUCCCCGACCCUCCCGCCUGCUCUGUCCACCCUCUCCCUGCUUUACCAGUUCGGAACGGGUGAGGAGCACACCCUCCUCCCCCAGACUGUGCCCCUGUCUCUACGGCGGGGCACCUCCCUCCUCUCGCCUCCCCUGAGCCCCCUCUUCUCCUCCUCGCCCUCCUCGUCUUCGCUCCUGUCAGUGCGGCCGACGAUGAACGACUUCGCCAGGAAGGUGGAGGGCUUCUGGAUCCUCCGGGAGCUGCAGAGCUGGUUGUGGAGGUCAGCGAAGGACUUCAACCGCCUCAAGAAGAGACUCCGAGGCUGAGACUCGCGGUUUCGGCGCGGGACACUGAGACGUACACAGACACACAAAAGUGCAGUAUAUAUAUAUAUAUAUAUAUCUCGGAAGUCUAUUAUUUGCACAGUGGCAUCAAACAGACAGAAGCACACGAACACAGUCGCGCUUAACACAUUCAUUCAUACCGUACUGGAAUAAGUGAAUGAAGGACUAUUUGGCAGGUCACCAGAAGUGCUAAUGGAAUAUAAGACACACAAAGCCAACACAUUACCAGCACUGUCACCCGCCUAAUGCACAUAGCAGCUCAUUGAGCGAGACACACUGAGAUCGGGCUGAGUUACCGGACUUCACGGCUCAUGGAUCGACAGAAAUACCACUGUAGGUGGUUAGACACACACACAGACGGGCAGACGAGGGCAAACUGAGUGACAGGCAGCGAGACAGACAGUGCAGCCAUUCAGCGAGGACUGAUUCAACGGCCCCAGAUGCGUGAAUCAGCAAACAUUCAUUUUCUCUAAAGGACGGAGGAAAAAUUUCUGAAUGGGCGAAAGACAAAAGCGGAGGAAAAAUGGCCGGAGGGAUGAUGAGGGCAUAGAGCAGGAGAAGGGGAAGCUGAGUCAGGGGGUGAGCGGUGGAAGUAACCAGCAGAGGGGCACUGCUGAGUAAUCAGAACUAACUGCCCAGUUACAGUAACCCUACAACGGCGCCACUCACACUGUCCGGUCAUACGGUCAAACACACACGCGGUUAUUGUCACAUUUUAUGACUUAAACUUACCAGUAACUUCUAUCCUGCUUUGGACACAAUGCUCAGAAAUGUGUAACACUUGUUCACACAAUCGCUCUGCAGCAAGAACACGACAUUCGACCUAUUUUUCCCCUAAAACUGAGCUGUUCUAGAGCUCGAACAGAGAGUUCAGCACUGAGCGUGAAGACUGGAAUCAGGCAAAGGUAAAAUAAAACCACCAGCACCUCUUGACACAUAAUAUCUAAUUUGUUUAAAUAGGACCAAACCUACUAAACCCAUGACAAUGAAACAUAGUGGUACAGCUCCAAAAAAUAACAUUACUUGAUGACAAACAGAUAUUUCUUUUUAUUAAAUUAUAUGAUCAGCAUCCCAGGCAUUGUAACAGACUGGAUGCUGGUAGGUUUCUUUUUACCUUUGGACAAUGCUAGGUUAGGUGUUUGCUACUGUUCUCAAACUUUUAUUCCACUAUUACGCACUAAGACCAUAUGGUAUAGCUAUAGCAGAUGUAUGGUGAUCGGUAUGAAUGUUAAAUGUUAAUAACCAACACGUUCCCAGAGUGUCAAAUACUGCUAUUAUGUCAAAGCCGCUGACGUCUCCUCUUCACGGCUUCAUUCGUUUAGUUUGAGGCCUCAGAGCCACUUGGAUCGUGGGUUUUUGGUUCAAAUGGGUUAACAUCGGAGUACAUCACAACACCAAAGGGAGCCCCGUGCUUAUCUCUGUGACGCCAGCCGCUUUGACAAAACAGCAGAAUUUGACGCCCUGGGAAUGAGAGCGACCUCUAAUAUUUCAACUACGAGGCCCAUCUUGGCUAUGGAGAUACCACUUAGGGGCCUCAAGAACUUGCUUUUGUUUUCUGCUGCAAAUUUCCGAUGAAGAGUCUGAUCACGGUGACAACAACAGAAAGUAAUUUACUUUUUUUUUUAUUUAUAUUUCUUCUCAGUAAUCAUAUUUUCAGUGCCAAAAUGUUGAAAUAUUCCUUUACGUAACUUAACCUGAAGACAAAGUUCAGACAUACAGUGAUUUCCUCCUGGAAAACUAACAGAUUUCUUUUCAGAAUGAAUCUAAAUGAAUCUUGUCAUGUGUUUGCAAUGUAUCUUAGAUGAUAUGGCUAAAGGUUAUAGAUCAUAUCUAUGCUAUUUAUUGAACAAGAUGUCUAUUUAUUUUCCUCCAGUGUGAAAAUACUGUAUUGUAACUCAAAAGAGAAUAAAUACUAGCUUUUGUACAGAG